AUGAAAUUAGAUAUAGUAUUUUGGAGUAAAAGAAGGCCGGCUAAGAAAUUAAGUGCAGAAGGCACAAGAAAGAGAAGUGGAAGAGAGAAUAAAAUGGGUCCUGCUGUAUAUCUUCUGAUUCAGAUACUCAUACUAUGUGAAGUAUGGGGCAGAAUACCACUAAAUGAGCUAAUAAGCAUUCAGAAGAAGACAUUUACUUUUAUUGAUGAAGAAAAAGAAAAUGCACUAGUAAUCAGCCCAGAUAGUGCACUAAAUCUAUUACGGGAUGAAAUAGCAGAUAAUAUUUGGGUUAUUCACAACAAGAGAUUUCUGUCGUCUGAGAUACAGAUAGAAUACUAUAUAAAAGUUGAGCCGUCUGAGUAUAACGAUCCCAUCUACACGCACACACGAGACCAUAGCUUGGACAGAGUGCAUCUCAUUCUUCCGUAUGAAGGCGACUUGCUUAAGUACAAGCGAGGAUAUUUUAACACGCUUCUUGAGCUGUUUCCUUCUCUACACGGAUAUGUGUCCACAUGGUCAGGCAGAAGAGACUCUUUUUUUUCUUUUAUUAACAGUAAUCAUGUAGAGAAUUACAAAUAUAAAAUACUUGCUUCGUUGCUACUGCUUACUGAGGGAGUAAAUGUGCCACUAGAGAUUGAUGAAAGUGAGAAUAGAACAGAGCUGGUUCUAAGGCAGGCAGGCGGAGAAGGAGAGCACUUCAGACUCAAUAUGAAUGUAGUGGUUAAAACUGGCAAAAAUGCAGAGUAUCUAGAUGUAUUUGAAAGGGUGUUCCAGAAAAGGGCAAUCGGUGUGAUAAACUUCUUUAUAGAGAAUAGAGAAAAAAGAGUUUUUAAAGAAGAGGAAAGCUGUUCAGAACAAGCCUUAUAUGGAAAUUUUAAGAAAAGCGAGUUUGUAAAUAGCCCAGACUUUCUUAUAGAGACGUAUAUAUACCACUGCAUGGAGCGAGCAGAAGAAAUGGAUCUAUUUAUUCAAACCGUGCUUGAUCUGUUAAGUGAGUAUAUAAAGCAAGAAGAAAUAGGUUCUGAAAAAGGGCUAAUCGAGCGAUGUGCAACCUGUCUGCUAACAUGUAUAAGAUAUAAAGAAGCCAAUCUAGAGGACAAUCAGGGAAAGCAGGCAUUAAUUAUGCAAGCGAAGGGUGUGCUUUACAAGUAUUUUGCAUUAGAAAAGAAAAAUCCAAAUAAUUCGGAUUGCAUAGCCCGAGCUCAGACAAAAGUGCCUUUUUACAAUGAUUGUAAAAAACAGUGGGUGAAUCUUUUAUAUUUAAAGCCUAAUGCAGAUGUUUUUCCUGUUCAAAAGAAGAUGGACAGUCUAAUGUCUAAUUGUUUAGGGGCUUUAGGUCUAUGCCUGCCUGCAAGAACCGCCUUGGUUGUUGGAGAUGAGUUGAAGUAUAUAGAGAGCUUUACUGACUAUGGAGAGACAGCGCUGCUAGGCCUAUUUUGCUGGGCUUUUUAUGACUCUGAGAGGAAAAUGUAUAUAGUUGACCACAUGGAGUCUGCCUCCGAAGAGCUGAAAAGCUUUUUCAGAAAGCACAGGCACAUGUAUGGGAUAGUGUCAAAAAGAGUGCACAAUGAGUGGAACAAGGUAGUGGGUGGCUUAUAUAACCCGAAUAUACAGUAUAUACGAGAUGACAGAAACCAACUUAUGCCAGGCUUGAUAAACAUGCUAUAUGUUAUUAAAGAGAUAACCGGGGUGGGUGAGACAGAGAAAAUAGAUAAGUUUAAAAAGUGUUUGGAUUUAAUAGAUAAUGAGAAGAGUAUUGGCGAAGUCAGAAUGCUUUAUUGGGAAUACCUAAAUAAUAUCAACGAUUCUACCAAAAAAAUAGAUGUUCUAGAAGAAGAGAUCAGAGGGAUGAUUGAUGUAAAAAAACUAGACCGAAACAAGACACUUAAAGAUAUACUAGAACCUGUAGAGAAUAAACCAGCGUCUAGUAUAAAAAUAAACAAAUCAAUGGAUGAAGAGAAAGAAAAAAAGAUGGAUAUUAAUUUAUUAUAUGAAAUCUAUAGCAUUCAGAACCAAAAUCUAAAAAAUGAACUAAAAGAAAACAUAAACAGAUAUCUGACUGCCUUAGUUAAGAAAAUUGCACUAAAUGAACGCUUUUCUGUUGAUUUGUUGACCGGGUAUAAGCAGAAUCUUAAAGAAGGAUUGAGUGACAUGUUUGGGUUUCUAAAAUUAUUUUAUAUACCGUAUAAUGAAAAGAGCAAGAAUAUACGUUUUUCCCACUGCUAUUGCUAUGAAUUUGAUGUUUUUCCCGAUCAUGUUGAUAAAACACUAAAAGUGAAAUGGAAAUAUGAAUUUAAGUUUUAUAGCAGAUACAGUAUGGCAAACAAGCCAAACUCAUAUACUAUAACGAUACUGAACUCCUAUAUAACCCGAAGCAUGGUAAUCGAUAAACUUAAGAUUGAGAACAUAAGACACUCUAACUCAAACGAACAAACACGGCCUGUAUUUUGUCAUGAAAGCUGGCGCAGAAAUAUAGAUGCCCUUCUGCUUGACCCCCGAAUGCAUAACACGCAAGACAAAAGAAGAAUUCUGUGGGUGAUGACUAUAUGCGCAAUGGAUUUAAAUCUUGACAGCAGCCAUCCUCUUGUGCGCCUGGCUAAUAAUAUCAUGGGAAGUAUUCCCUCCAUGGACAAAAAUGAUAAUGAUCCAAUUUUUAUGUUUCUUGGUCUCACCACAGCAGGUGAAUACUACCCGAGUAUAACCGUAGAUAUAAAUGCAUACGAAAAGCCAAAUCGCUUUACAUUCAUAUUAGAAAAAGUGUUAGGAUUGGAAGAAAGUACAAAAAUUGUAUCGCAACUGACAUAUGCCAACAUACUAACUAGCAUAAUAAUUAACUUUCGAAGAGCAUGCUGGAGUAGUAUCUACUAUUUGGAUUUGGAAUUGUUUGCUAGAAGAUUGAGUUCUAGAACCCAAAGAUUUUUCUUUAUUAAUAUUUUGACACUAAAUGGGACCACUAUGAGGUACAUUACUAGAAUUAUCCAAGCUAUGCAGGGAGAAGAAAGAGUACAUCCAGUUGUUGAAUAUGAGGGGCAUAGUACUCAGUUUCUGUUGUGGAUUAUUUGGCUGGCAAACAACUAUAAAUAUGAUAACUGGUGUACUAUAGUAAAAAGCUGCUAUGAGUUAAUUGACACAACAGAACAAAAAGAAAUCAAUUUUCCAAUUUAUUGUCUUAAAUGGGGGCGCGAUAUAAAUUUGCCAAUCCUGCUUAAAGAGAUAAAACACAUUGUGUGUGAUGAAAACAGUGAGAAGAGUGUAGAGAGAUUUGAGUUAAUAUGCGGAUUAAUUGAAUAUGUGUUGUAA
Messenger RNA from Nematocida ausubeli, 3300 nucleotides. RefSeq lists its product as uncharacterized. Bases 1 to 3300 code for a protein of 1099 amino acids. The transcript has a single exon. NCBI's taxonomy places the organism in Eukaryota, Fungi, Microsporidia. The record is from RefSeq and is a predicted model, not a curated record.